Molecule: messenger RNA, 2119 nt
Organism: Camellia sinensis
Lineage: Eukaryota; Viridiplantae; Streptophyta; Magnoliopsida; Ericales; Theaceae
Source: RefSeq, a predicted model, not a curated record
GUAAAAGAUAUGUUUGUUAAAUAACAUGUCUCUUUCAAAACUCUCCUCGAUCCAAUAUUUUUAACGAAAGUUUGGAAUCUUAAUUUCCUUAUAAAAACCAUAUCAUUUACAAAAGGAUUUCAUCAAAAUUUCAGAGCUCUCUAAAGAUGGAACUAGUGUCUUCGUACCAUUGUCCCUCAUCCUUCACCAUUGUUCGCCGUGGCAUGGUGUUCCAACCACAGCAACAAUGGACAAUCACGGCAACCCAAUCACCCUCAUCGCGCUUACUCAUAAAAACUACAAAUAAAUUUCAAGUGAAUCCACGACGAUCAGCUAAUUAUCAUCCUAGUAUUUGGGAUCCCAAGAUCAUUGAGUCAAUAAACACACCUUAUACGUAUGAGUUAUAUGGGACCAAAUUAGAAGAGUUGAAGCAAGAAACUAAAAGGGUUCUUCAAUCUACUAGAGACCAGUCAAGUCUGUUGAAGCUCAUUGACUCAAUGCAAAGGUUGGGAGUGUCUUACCAUUUUGAGGAAGAGAUAGAGGAGGCUAUUAGUGAUCAUGUUAAUCCCAUUGUUAAUGGCAAUCUUUACACAACUGCAUUGCAUUUUCGGCUACUAAGACAACAUGGUUAUCCCAUUAACUCAGAUGUUUUCAACAAAUUCAAAGAUGGAAGUGGGAGAUUCAUGGACAGCUUAAGGGAGGAUGUGGCAGGACUAGUGAGUUUAUAUGAGGCUACACACCUUAGAAUGGAUGGUGAAGAUGACUUCGAAGAAGCCUAUAGUUUCAGCACAAAACACCUAAACUCAUCAUUUGGGAAGAUGGGGAUUGAACUUGGUGCGCAAGUGAAACAGUCACUGGAAAUCCCACUCCAUUGGAGGAUGCCAAGGUUAGAAGCAAGGAACUCCAUUGAUCUCUGUCUCAUGGAGGAUUCAAAGCCCUCUGUUUUGCUCAAGUUUGCAAAGUUGGAUUACAAUCUAGUGCAAUCAGUACACCAGCAAGAAGUCCAAGAAUUAUCAAAGUGGUGGAGAGACUUGGGUUUCAAAGAAAAGCUUGAGUUUUCAAGAGAUCGUUUGAUGGAGAAUUAUUUGUGGGCAAUGGGAAUUGUUUUCGAGUCCCAGUUCUCCAAAUGCAGGAAAUGCCUUACUAAAUUUGUCUGCAUACUAACAGCCAUUGAUGACAUGUAUGAUAUAUACGGAUCGCUAGAUGAGCUUGAACAUUUUACUAAUGCAGUCAAUCGAUGGGACCUUAAGGCCAUGGAGGAGCUCCCAGAGUACAUGAAGAUAUGUUAUUUGGCUAUGUUCAACUUUGGAAAUGAAAUUGCAUAUGAUGUUCUCAAAAACCAUGGCUUGGAUGUUCUGUCCUACAUUAAGGAACAGUGGACAAAUCUUUGUAGAUCAUAUUUAGUAGAAGCAAGGUGGUUCUACAGUGGGUACACUCCAACAUUGGAUGAGUACUUGGACAAUUCGUGGACUUCUGUGGGUGGCCCUGCAGCAAUAACCCAUGCUUACCUGAUGCUAGGGUUCCCCCUAACUCUAGAUUCUCUUGAUGGAUUGAAGAUUAGUUCUGAUACAAUUUACUGGGCAUCUCUCAUUACCCGACUAAGUGAUGAUUUGGGCACUUCCAAGGAUGAGAUUGAGCGAGGGGACGUGGCCAAAUCCAUACAUUGUUGCAUGAUCAAGGAAGGUGUUUCAGAAGAAGAAGCACGAGAUCGCAUUAAGGCCCUAAUAAGCUUUUCAUGGAAGAAACUUAAUGAGGCAACUGCUAAGAUUAAUCACCGUCAUCACCCUGCUAGGUUCAUAGUAACUAUGUCAUUAAACAUGGCCAGGACUGCACAAAGCAUAUUUCAGCAUGGUGAUGGCAUUGGUACUUCAAUUGGGAUCACAAAAGAUCGCUUGACCUCUUUGAUUGUCAAACCCAUUCCAAUUCCAAUGCAACAUGUAAAUCACCAAGCAAUGUUACAAGAACCCAAUCUUUUACCAGUGGCCAUGUAAUUUGUGAGAUUAGUUAAUUAAUUAUGAACAUAUUUUAUCCUUGGCAAUUUCAAGAUUUUUCCAAAACUUGUGUGCAUGAGAGAUCAAAGACCACAAGCUACUCUGCAAAUUGCUUUGAUCAGAUCGUUAGCAUUACAUUGGUUUACUAG